AUGGCGUGUGGCAGCAGGAGGGUCACUAUCCAGCUGGUGGACGAGGAGGCAGGGCCUGGAACCAGGGGCCCGAAGCCCUUUCGGGGCCAGAGAUACGAGGCAAUCCGAGCAGCCUGCCUGGAUGAGGGAAUCCUGUUCUGCGAUCCUUACUUCCCUGCUGGCCCCGAUGCCCUUGGCUACGAUGAGCUGGGGCCGGACUCGGAGAAGGCCAAAGGGGUGGAAUGGCUGAGGCCCCAUGAGUUUUGCGCCGAGCCCCAGUUCAUCUGUGAGGAUAUGAGCCGAACAGACGUGUGUCAGGGGCGUCUAGGUAACUGCUGGUUUCUUGCGGCCGCUGCCUCCCUCACUCUGUAUCCCCGGCUCCUGUGCCGGGUGGUGCCCCCUGGACAGGGGUUCCAAGGGGGCUACGCAGGUGUCUUCCACUUCCAGCUCUGGCAGUUUGGCCGCUGGGUGGACGUCGUGGUGGACGACAGGCUGCCGGUGCGUGACGGGAAGCUGAUGUUCGUGCGCUCGGAUCAGCGGAACGAGUUCUGGGCCCCGCUCCUGGAAAAGGCCUAUGCCAAGCUCCACGGCUCCUAUGAGGUGAUGCGAGGCGGCCACAUGAAUGAGGCCUUCGUGGACUUCACAGGCGGCGUGGGCGAGGUACUCUACCUGAGGCGAGACACCCCAGGCCUCUUCUCUGCCCUGCGCCAUGCCUUGGCCAAGGAGUCCCUCGUGGGCGCCACUGCCCUGAGUGAUCGGGGCGAGUACCGCACCGAAGACGGGCUGGUGAAGGGACACGCGUAUUCAGUCACGGGCACAUACAAGGUGUCCCUGGGCUUCACCAAGGUGCGGCUGCUGCGGCUGCGGAACCCAUGGGGCCGCGUGGAGUGGACCGGGGCCUGGAGCGACAGAGGGAAUGAGGCUGUUCCUCUCCUGGAAGAAGCCAGCCUUUCCUAA
Messenger RNA from Puma concolor (puma), 936 nucleotides. NCBI's taxonomy places the organism in Eukaryota, Metazoa, Chordata, Mammalia, Carnivora, Felidae. The record is from RefSeq and is a predicted model, not a curated record.